Messenger RNA from Cynara cardunculus var. scolymus (artichoke), 505 nucleotides. RefSeq lists its product as uncharacterized. The record is from RefSeq and is a predicted model, not a curated record. The transcript has a single exon. Lineage: Eukaryota; Viridiplantae; Streptophyta; Magnoliopsida; Asterales; Asteraceae. The coding region runs from base 79 to 399 and encodes 106 amino acids.
AAAUUAUCAUGAACCGGGCCACCAUAUAUAAACCCACCACCACCAUCAAACAACUAAUCCACCAAACCUACAGUGGCAAUGGAUGGCCGGAGAAAGAAUAUCAUCACCGCCAGUGGUGGUUCUAAUUUCCAAAUGCCACUUCAUUACCCGAGGUACACAAAGGAGGAGUACAAGGAGCUUCCGGAGUGGAUGCUGGACCGAUUACUUGCUCAAUACGGUCUCUCUGCCAGUGGCCACCGUGAUUUAGAGUCCAAGAGAGAGUUUGCAAUGGGGGCCUUCCUUUGGCCACCACAACACCAACCACCGCAGUCUACUAAUUACCAUGCCCACCGCCUCAACGGAAAGAUUUGCUCUGGCUCCCCGGCUGUUUGGUCCUUCCUGCGCAAGAAGAAAGUCUGAAUAACAACUUCUUGGAAUCUUUUAGGAAUAAUAUCAAAAGGGCAUAAAAGUUAAUUUCAAUUUCGUAAGACAAAAAUAAAUAGACCCUCCUCUCUUUAUCUGUCUA